CUAUAAUUCGAUGUUGUUGUAUUGACGGUCUAAUUUUAGGUUAACUCACUCACCCAAUUUUUGUUGUGAAAAAUGUUAAUUUCUCGCGGUGUAAAUCUACUAAAAUGUUCAAAAAUUUUGAAAAACAUUAAGGUUACUAAUACAGCGACUAGGAAUGGGGGCCACGCUGCAUGGAAUUAUAGAUCACCACCUCCUCCUCAGCCAAAAUACAUAUACCACCUUGCAGAAUUUACUCAAGGUGUAAUGUGGUGGUGGAUACUGUGGCAUUUAUAUACUCAAUUGGAUCACAUAACUGGAGAAUUUGAUUAUCCCGAUCCAUCUAAAUGGAGUGAUGAAGAAUUGGGAAUAUCAUCGGAAUAAAUAAUUACUUUGUAGGGAUUGUAUUGUACAUAAGUAGAAAGUGUAUUAAACUUUUACUAGUU
Molecule: messenger RNA, 422 nt
Organism: Photinus pyralis (common eastern firefly)
Lineage: Eukaryota; Metazoa; Arthropoda; Insecta; Coleoptera; Lampyridae
Product: NADH dehydrogenase [ubiquinone] 1 beta subcomplex subunit 2, mitochondrial-like
Exons: 3
Coding region: 73-360 (95 amino acids)
Cellular component (GO): mitochondrial inner membrane
Source: RefSeq, a predicted model, not a curated record